Encephalitozoon hellem ATCC 50504 is the source of this 381-nucleotide messenger RNA. RefSeq names its product 60S ribosomal protein L27. The transcript has a single exon. The record is from RefSeq and is a predicted model, not a curated record. Gene Ontology annotation, molecular function: structural constituent of ribosome. Gene Ontology annotation, cellular component: cytosolic large ribosomal subunit; ribosome. NCBI's taxonomy places the organism in Eukaryota, Fungi, Microsporidia, Unikaryonidae. Bases 1 to 381 code for a protein of 126 amino acids. Gene Ontology annotation, biological process: translation.
AUGCUUUUUGUGCCAAACAUGAUAGUUGUUGUAACAAGUGGGAAGAAUGCAGGAAAGAAGGCUGUUGUGAUAAAGCAGCUUGACGAGAGAUAUGUCUUGACUGCAUGCGUUGUCAGGGUCCCGAAGGAGUCCGAAGACUACCAGCCUAAAUGGAUAAAGCGCAGAAACUCUAAGUUCUAUGUCAUACUCAAGAAGUACAACAUCAGCCACCUUAUCGCUACGAGGUACAAGGCAGACCUGGGGUUAUCAGCAAUCGAUUACAGUGGAAUUGAUCAGAACGCCGAAACCAAGAGGGUGCUCACCGACAAGACAAAAGACUCGAUGAUGAAGGCAUGGAAAGAGAGCAAGGCCAAGUUCCUCUUUUCAUCCCUUAGCUUUUGA